GGACAGGGGGGCGGCAGUGCUGGGUGACACAGGGCAGAGAUCCGCCCCUGGCUGGGGGAGGCUGCGCCUGUCAUACAGGAGGACGGCUGCAGCAGUAGCAGCUGCGCUGGUAUAGGAGGAAGCUGGAGACCAGGGCAGGGGGCAGAUAGCGGCCGGGGCAGUGGGGUACACAGCGCUGCAUACACCUGCCCACUGCCCGCACAGGAGUGUAUGGACGCCAAGGCAGCUAGGAGAAAGCCGGGCAUGCAGGGCACCCACCGGGGCUACUCUGUCGGCGGAAUGAGCAGCUGAGGACAGGAGGGGAAGGAGGAGGACGCCGCAGGGAGAGAGGAGCACACCGCAGCAACAGCACCGAGCACACGGCCAGUCCCGCACCAUGGAGAGCAGCGCAGGUGGUGUCAUUGCAUACAUCAGUUCUUCAAGCUCAGUCUCCAGCCCUUCCUCCUGCCACAGCGAGAGCUCCAACAGCAGUUUCUUGUCUUCACCCUCCUCCUCUCUGCCAUCCUCCCCGAGCAGCUCUGCUUCUGAGGGGAGUAAUGGUGGCAGCAGUGGGAAUAGCAGCAGAAGUGACCUUUCCAAUGGAUGUCUCAACUCCAGCCUUGAGGAAACUCCAAGGAACCAGCAGGUGGACACACUGUGCAUAAAAACAACUUAUACAAGUGCAGAAAUCCUAACCAAAUGCCAUGCAGGAGUCACCUCUAAGUUCAGUGGAAUGAUACUCCUUUGCAAAGUGUGUGGGGAUGUAGCAUCUGGCUUCCACUAUGGAGUCCAUGCCUGUGAAGGCUGUAAGGGAUUUUUCAGACGAAGCAUACAGCAGAACAUCCAAUACAAAAAGUGCCUCAAGAAUGAGAGCUGCUCUAUCAUGAGGAUGAACCGCAACCGCUGCCAGCAAUGCCGCUUCAAGAAGUGUCUGUCUGUCGGCAUGUCCAGAGAUGCUGUUCGUUUUGGUCGCAUUCCAAAGCGUGAAAAGCAGCGAAUGCUGAUGGAAAUGCAGUCUGCCAUGAAGACCAUGAUGAACAGCCAGUUUGGCAGCUCGGGACACCAAGAAGCACUUCCAGAUUACCAAGCUUCACCAGCCAUUGUGCCACCCAUGCCCCAUUCGGUUCAAGAGAAAUUGGAGAACAAGGCUCAGCAAUAUUCAGAAAAAAAACCCACCCCCCCUCCUCGUCCUCCUCCUUCUCCCACGCCACAUCCUCUGUCUUCAGAUGUUAAAAAAGAAGAUGUCAUUGGUACGGUAACUAGAGCUCACAGAGAGACCUUCAUGUACAACCAGGAGCCUUCUGAAAUUAAAGUCGAAGCAAGCCAUCUGAUUGAAGGAAGAAUGAAUAAUGUAAAACACAUUAACAAUAAUAACAGUGUCCACUUCAAUAAUGGUUACACGAUCGCUCGCUGUCCUGUUAAUGAAAGACAGAAUUAUAUGAAUGGACAGCACAGGGGGAAUAACACCAUGGGCUAUGCAAGCGUCCAUGCUGUUUGUUACCCUAAUGAACACAAUAUAAACAUUUCUAAAGGUUUCUUCUACAAGGGAUGCAAUAAAGCAGCCAUGUUCGAUGUAUCUCAGGCUGACCACAUGAAUGGCUACGCUUGCAAUAGAGGAAGGCGAAUGCAUCUGGUCUGUCCAAUGAGUAAAACUCCAUUCAUGGACCUAAAUAAAUCGGGACCUCAGAUUUGGGAGGAGUUCUCCAUGAGUUUCGCCCCAGCUGUGAAAGAGGUGGUAGAAUUUGCCAAGCGCAUUCCAGGAUUUAAAGACCUUUCCCAGUACGAUCAGGUCAACUUGCUGAAGGCUGGAACAUUCGAGGUACUGAUGGUACGCUUUGCAUCACUGUUUGACGCAAAGGAGCGUACUGUCACCUUUCUUAGUGGGAAGAAGUACAGUGUGGAUGAGUUGCGUUCUAUGGGUGCUGGGGAACUACUGAACUCUGUAUUUGAAUUCAGCGAGAAGCUUAGUGCUCUGCAGCUUAGUGAGGAGGAGAUGAGCUUGUUUACAGCAGUUGUCCUCAUCUCUGCUGAUCGAUCUGGUAUUGAAAAUGUGAACUCUGUUGAAGCACUGCAAGAAACACUGAUUCGUGCACUCAGGACUUUAAUCAUGAAGAACCAUCCCAACGAGGCCUCCACCUUUACCAGGCUCCUCCUGAAGUUAGCAGACCUGCGUUCUCUUAACAACAUGCACUCAGAGGAGCUACUGGCUUUCAAAAUUCACCCAUAGGCCUAUAAAUGACUGAUGUGUUCUAUCUACUGUAUAUUGUGUAAUGAGAUAUUCCUAGUGUUAUGUUCGGCAUAAGGUAACUAUAAGAUGCCUUUUAAAGUGUGCCCAAUAAUUACAGUACACUCCAUGCAGGUGUCCAUUUUUCCAAUGCAGAUUGUAAUGAAGGCGAUAAUUUACUGGGAAUUAGUGACAUCACUGAGACAUUAGUUCCCAGUGGAUUGUCCGACUGGAUGGCUGCCUGUAAGUCAGACUUUUCAAGCCUUAUUUUUCAUGAUUUAGUAAUGUUGUAAAAUGUUUAGAUGCAAGAAUAUGGUGGCUGUACCUCUAAACAUGGCAGACUUUUAGGGGGAGAUGUAUUAUAGAGUACAAGUGGAAGUUUUGCCUAUAGCAACCAGAUUCUAGCUAUCAUUUAUCUAGUACAUUGUAUAAUAUGAUAGCUUGUACCGCUUGUCCUCUUUAUAAGGUUCAAUAAAUCUUCCCCUUAGUGCUAAAAUGGUUUCAACAUUUAAAGAUAUAAGAACCAAAUUUUUAUUGCACCAAAUAUGUUUGUUCGGGAUAGUCUUUGUUAUAUUCCACGGGUCAUCCUGCUUUAUCACAAUGUAAAUAAAUCCAUUUUUAGUACAUGAUUUUAGGUAGGUAGUGUAUAUAGGUAGACAUCAGAUAAAUGGUCGAGAAGCCGGUAUCUCAUCAUUUCUGAAUUCUAUUAAUAUGUGCCUCUGCCAAGAUCUGGAUUGUUGUCUGUCACACAGAUUCUUAGCAGGUGUGAGUUGUGUUCUCUCUGUAUUUCAUCUGUAUAUUAUAUACUGUACCUUUUACUGACAUGGUAUACGUUUAGAGAUUGUAAAUAUUACUAGUUAGAGAGUUACAGAUAAAUAUAUAUGUUGGCUUCCUCGCAAUAUUUUAACCUGUGAAGGGGUCUACUAAAAAUAGUUAAAAAUUAUAAGAUUUAUAAAAUGUAUAAACAUUAACUUACUGAUAAAUUGACUAAUUGUAUAUUUUAUUUUUAUUUUAAAUGGAAAAAUGUCUCAUGCUGCAGACAUUUUCUUUAAUGAAUCCACCCAGUAAAACUGGGUCUUUUGCAGCCCAGCUGCAACUUCAGUGAUUUCGCAUGUAACAGCAUUUGUCCAGGUAAACCUUAGAGAUGCACCCCACUUAUCACGUUCCUUUUAAACUCCAAAUUCAGCAUUUGAAAUCAUUUGUUUUGCCAAUACUUCUUAACACUGUGGCAGUUUGUAAAACUGAGUAGAUGAUGUAUACACUUUGUAUAGAAAUGGUUAUAAUAGUGCUAUGCUUAAUAUAGGGCUGAUCUUUAAAGGUCUGUUGUGUUUCGUAGCUUUGCUGCUUAAACAGAAAAAGCAAAAAUCUCACCAAAACAAAAUCAAAGCUGUAAUACGGGAGACAUUACUCAGCAGUAACGGUUAGAUUAUACCAGUGAAUCAUCAAUGUUAUCUGCUGUGAAUUUUUGGACUUUUUUUAUAAUUUUUUUUGUUUGUGUUUCUUGCUGUAUAAAUCUUUUAUAAUUUCUUUUGCAGCCAUUGGGGUCACAGACUACCCAAUAAAGAGGGCUAUUCAUUCUUGGCGCUGCAUUCUAUAAUUUUUAAUGCUUUCUUUUCCCAAUGGCUUUUUUUGUGUUGUAUAAUAACAAUUUUCUAUUACAUCAUCAGUAUACAAUGCUUUUAAUGCUCGGUAACAGCAUUACAUUAAAGAAAUUAUGAUGCAAAUCU
Messenger RNA from Pseudophryne corroboree (corroboree frog), 3930 nucleotides. RefSeq names its product nuclear receptor subfamily 1 group D member 2 (gene NR1D2). Gene Ontology annotation, biological process: negative regulation of transcription by RNA polymerase II; hormone-mediated signaling pathway; positive regulation of transcription by RNA polymerase II. NCBI's taxonomy places the organism in Eukaryota, Metazoa, Chordata, Amphibia, Anura, Myobatrachidae. The transcript has 8 exons. Gene Ontology annotation, molecular function: nuclear receptor activity; RNA polymerase II cis-regulatory region sequence-specific DNA binding; zinc ion binding. The coding region runs from base 377 to 2206 and encodes 609 amino acids. The record is from RefSeq and is a predicted model, not a curated record.